CACUGGUCAAGCUGGUCAUCUUCAACUCCGGACACAGAAGGAACAGAAGAAGCCGACAUGCGUCUGUUUGUGGUAGUCGCUCUGGCCGUGCUGGCCCUUGCUGAGUCCCUUCCUUCGAAGAGGGGCCUCGGCGAAGACGCCAAAAACACGAUCUUGGGAGAACUUGAGGAGCUGGUGUCUGCUGAGAAGGAGGAGGAGGCGCUGGAAAGUAAGAAGAAGCGCGAAGAAGAAGAGGAGGCGUAUGACGACUUCCCACUGGACAUCGCUUUUAACGGGGACGGUGGAGCGUUCCUCGGCCUUGUCCUGGACCCCGCCUGCGCCGUGUGGGUGGUAGGGGCAGCCCAGGAAACUGGCGGUUAUCUUGCAGAGGGAAUCAACAUCUACGAUAUGGCGGCGUAUUUCUUCGAUGAAGGGAAUCACUGGAUGAUGGGAUAUCCCAUGACAACUGACGAGGCCAUCGCCACCGUGUCGUGCAUCUACGGAGCGGACCCACCAGCAUGUUCUUACGACGGAACUGGAUGCGACAUUUCGAGUUACGUCGACUCCCUGUCCGGUGGGGAUGUGGCCGGGUACGGUAUGGGUAUGACUGAAGCCAUCAGCUUGGUCGAACCUCACAUCGCCGAAGAUUUUUCCAUCGACUCAGACGCGGUGUAUGCUGAUGCCGCUGCGGACGCUAACGCCGAGUACCAUGAGGGACAGCUGGUUGGGUACGAGGAGGCUGUGAAUGGCGUGUCUGAAGCUCUCGGUGUUGAGUCCCCAAUACCGGAGGAGAAGAAGGCGCUGGCACAGAAGAAGGGCACCAAGAUUGCUGAACUACUGCAGAAGCUCCGAGGUGUCCUGAGGCGCCGCAAGUAAACCCGAGCGGGGCACCAAAGCUGGACCGGCACCUGACCCUAGACCGACUGGAGGAACAUACAUCGAAUUCGAACAUUAACACCUAACUCUAUAAUAUUUUAGUAUGAUACAGUUACUAUAAUAAUUACAACGUCUAUACAUUUUCGCAGACAGGGGAACACCCCAACAUAUUACUCCAAAGCCUCCCGUUAGUCUACGACACGGAAAAAUGGAUUACGAAUAGUGAGAAUUUUGUCUUUUUGAACGAUUAGUACUUGUUUGUUUUCAACGUAGGUUUGUAACUUGGCCAUGGUAAUUCUCUUUUCAUUUCAUAUUGAAAUACAAAGUUGGGCGAUUCAACAACUCUCUCUCUUUAUCAAUGCUACAAAUGUCGAAAUGGCAAGUAUGCAUGUAGAUUUCCUAAAUGUUUCCUAAAUAUCUUAAGCAAUAAAAAGCAUCCUAUGCAA
Branchiostoma floridae (Florida lancelet) is the source of this 1301-nucleotide messenger RNA. RefSeq lists its product as uncharacterized. Bases 58 to 855 code for a protein of 265 amino acids. The transcript has 11 exons. The record is from RefSeq and is a predicted model, not a curated record. Lineage: Eukaryota; Metazoa; Chordata; Leptocardii; Amphioxiformes; Branchiostomatidae.